GGGGGGGGGGGGGGGGGCGUUCCUUCUCAGGUAAGACCAGGCAAGUUACUUCCUUAUUGAUUCAGAUUGAAGUCUCUUCGUGAUGAAGGUCGGGUCGUCUUCCUCCAGAGUCCUGCUGCUGCUGAUCCUCUCAGCUGCAGGAAGUGAUGCGCAGAUCGAUGUCUGCGGCAGCGCGCCGCUCGGCUCCAGCCGCGGCUCUCGGAUCGUGGGCGGUCAGGACGCUGCGGCCGGCGCUUGGCCCUGGCAGGUCAGUCUGCACCAGGACAUCCAUAUCUGCGGUGGCUCCCUGAUCAGCCGUCAGUGGGUCUUGAGCGCCGCCCACUGCUUCCAAAGCACCGUCGCCUCGAACCUGAUCGUUUACCUCGGACGGCUCACCCAGCAGUCCCCGAACCCCAACGAGGAAUCUCGCAGGGUGAGCCGUGUCAUCACGCACCCGGACUACGACGAGGAGACCAAAGACAACGACGUGGCGCUGCUGCAGCUGCAGGAAGCCGUGACCUUCACCAACUACAUCCGGCCGGUCUGCCUGGCGGCGGCCGGCAACGUCUUCCCGGCCGGGCAGAGCAGCUGGAUCACCGGCUGGGGCGACGUCCGCUUCCAGAGCCCUCUGCCUUUCCCCCAGACGCUGCAGGAAGUGGAAAUCCCAGUGGUGUCGGAGUCCCAGUGCAGCGCCUCCCACGGCUCCAUCACCGGCAACAUGAUCUGCGCCGGGCUGGCCGAAGGAGGGAGGGACUCCUGCCAGGGGGACUCUGGCGGUCCGAUGGUCAGCAAUGACGGCACCAGGUGGGUCCAGUCUGGGAUUGUGAGCUUCGGGUUCGAGUGCGCCCGGCCUGAUUACCCCGGGGUUUACGCCCGGGUGUCUCGGUACCAGAACUGGAUCAGUGAGCAAAUCGGCGCCGAUCCACUGGGCUUCAUCAUCUUCAGAGCCUCGCCGUCUGCAGCGCCGCACCAGGCCGCCGCGUCCGUCCUACCGGCCCUCUGCUGCCUGCUGGUCCUGUCCUGAUGGUUCUACUGGGUUCUGAAGGGUUCUGGUGGGUUAGUCUACAGAACCAGACAUGAAGUUAUUUUGUCUUUAAUCAGCUUUUGAUCACAAACUGAAUGAGAAUCUGACAAACAAAAUCUGACAAAAUCUAUAUUUCUGGUGAGGGUCAGUUAAUAAUAUUUACUAUUUGAUGCAAACCAAUAAUUCAAUCAGCAACAUUUUUUCUGUCAACUUCAAGUUGUAAAGAUAUGAAAAUAAAAGCACAACAAUGAAUAUAUUAACAGUUUGGAUGUUCAGUGAAUUUUAAUGUUUGACUUUAAUGAUCAGACUGAAUGUUCUGUGAAAUCUGAUUUUUAUCAUUCUAUGAAAACCUGUUUAAGUUAUGAAUAAAACUACAUCAAAAUAAUUUUUCCAUAAAAAAACAAACAAAUUAUAUUUUAACAAUCGACUUUGAAUGUUUUAUUUUUAGUUUAAAAAGCAACAAUGAAUAACUUAGUUUUGAAAAACAAAUGUUUAAUAAAUGAAAACAUAACUGCAGCUUUAAUCUGGAUCUUUUCUGAUCGAUCAGGAGCAAAAAGUGGAUUAAUUUCUGAGCAUUAAUGUGAAAGUUUGCACUGAUUUAAAUAUGUUAAUCCUGCAUCUGUUGGUUCGUUCUUCUGUUUUAUGAUUAGUUUGUAUUGAAUUCUCCCUGUGAAUUAAUGUGACAUUCAGGAGAAAAGUUCAUGUUUACAUCCAGAAAAUAUGAAGACAAAUAAAACAGAAAAUGUUCUGACUACUAAAA
Molecule: messenger RNA, 1763 nt
Organism: Xiphophorus hellerii (green swordtail)
Lineage: Eukaryota; Metazoa; Chordata; Actinopteri; Cyprinodontiformes; Poeciliidae
Product: serine protease 27-like
Exons: 6
Coding region: 83-1003 (306 amino acids)
Biological process (GO): proteolysis
Molecular function (GO): serine-type endopeptidase activity
Source: RefSeq, a predicted model, not a curated record